AUGUUGAAUUCAGAGAAGCUGCUAACUAAUCUCCGUCGCUUUAGGCAAACUUCCGGAAGAUUGGAAACUUCUUUGUGGCCCAUCAAAAGACGUGCUGCUGUUCUUGUUCUGCUGUUCAUCGGGUCAAGAGGAGAGCUCAGGGUACUACUGACGAAGCGAUCUCGAGGUCUCAAGAGUUUCUCGGGACAUGUUUCUUUACCGGGGGGCAAAGCCGACAGUGAGACGGAAAUGUUGGAGGAAAUGGCUCGCCGAGAAUCGGAGGAAGAAAUAGGAUUACCUAGAGACGAUAAACAGUUGUUGGGCAAGUAUGGAAUGAAGAUAGAUAAGAUUUCUACAAGGAUGCCCUUUUUUCUGUCCAGAACGUUUUUGAGCGUUAAUCCGAUGGUUUGCUUUCUUUAUAGCAGUCAAUGCAAUGAAAGAGAUAAAUAUUUAAAGCCCCUGGAUGGACUUCGAUCUUUUGGCAAGUUAAAUCCAGGAGAGACUUCUUCAAUUUUCUCGAUUCCAAUCAUUGAUCUCAUCGCACAUGGGGACAAAUGGAAAGAUUACUCCCCAGAAUAUCUGAACUUCACAAUUGCAAAUCGGCGUUGGGGAGGAUUACCAUGGGAAGUGCGCCACUACUUUUAUCCUCAAGAUAAUAUGAACGACAGCAAAUGGCUCAAUGACAUCUCCGAUCAAAGUUCGUGCGAUGAUGAACACCUUGGAACACCUUGUAAAAUUGUGUGGGGGUUAACGGCCAAAAUACUUCACUCAUUGGCAUGUAUCGCUGUGGGAGAACACUCGCUAAAUUACGGCCAUAAUGAUUUGAUCUACGCACUAUACGAACUUGGCGACCAGAUGAAAGACACUGAACGCUCCCAGUGGGAAGUAGGCAUGAGUAACGGUGGGAAAGGUUUCAAAUAUAAAGAUGUGCUACCACGAUAUUACCAUGACGCACUUUUGCAGAGAGGCUACGCAUUUUAG
This is a messenger RNA of Lachancea mirantina, 960 nucleotides long. The record is from the annotation of a GenBank genome assembly. NCBI's taxonomy places the organism in Eukaryota, Fungi, Ascomycota, Saccharomycetes, Saccharomycetales, Saccharomycetaceae.